This is a messenger RNA of Bombina bombina (fire-bellied toad), 1791 nucleotides long. RefSeq names its product solute carrier family 25 member 20 (gene SLC25A20). The transcript has 9 exons. Gene Ontology annotation, molecular function: low-density lipoprotein particle binding; O-acyl-L-carnitine transmembrane transporter activity. The record is from RefSeq and is a predicted model, not a curated record. Gene Ontology annotation, biological process: carnitine transmembrane transport; mitochondrial transport; positive regulation of neuron projection development. Gene Ontology annotation, cellular component: mitochondrial envelope. Bases 90 to 995 code for a protein of 301 amino acids. NCBI's taxonomy places the organism in Eukaryota, Metazoa, Chordata, Amphibia, Anura, Bombinatoridae.
GGGCUGAGUAGGGUAAAGGUCGGGAAAGUGUCCCUGUGCUGUUUGUCCCUGUGUCACUACCUGGUGUCCCGCUCCUCUCCGGCCUCAACAUGUCCCAACAGCCGCAGCCCAUCAGCCCCGUCAAGAACUUCUUCGCUGGUGGGUUUGGAGGAGUUUGCCUGGUGUUUGCUGGACACCCUCUGGAUACCAUCAAAGUUCGAAUUCAGACACAACCAAAAGCUAAACCAGGAAUCCCUCUGCAGUAUGCCGGCACUUUUGAUUGCUUUAGAAAAACUCUCGUCAAUGAGGGUAUCCGAGGAUUGUACAAAGGAAUGGCGGCUCCCAUUAUUGGGGUGACCCCCAUGUUUGCAGUUUGUUUUUUCGGUUUUGGACUGGGUAAAAAACUGCAACAGAAGCAUCCAAAUGAUGUGUUAACGUACCCACAGCUAUUUGCUGCUGGCAUGCUGUCUGGAGUUUUCACCACAGCAAUUAUGGCGCCGGGAGAGCGAAUCAAGUGCCUUUUACAGAUUCAAGCUGCCUCAGGAGGAAUAAAAUACGCCGGCCCCAUGGACUGCGCUAAACAGCUGUACAGAGAAGCAGGAAUUAGAGGAAUAUACAAAGGGACGGUGCUAACUCUCAUGCGAGAUGUGCCAGCAAGUGGGAUGUAUUUCAUGACCUAUGAGUGGCUGAAAAACAUUCUGACACCUGAAGGACACAGUGUAAGUGAGCUGAGUGUUGGGAGAAUUCUCUUCGCUGGAGGAAUGGCUGGAAUCUUUAACUGGGCUGUUGCAAUUCCCCCAGAUGUGCUAAAAUCUCGCUUCCAGACAGCCCCUGCAGGAAAAUAUCCAAAUGGAUUUCGUGAUGUGUUACGUGAGCUGAUUCGGGAGGAAGGCAUCGGUUCUCUAUACAAAGGGUUCACUCCUGUCAUGCUGAGGGCGUUCCCAGCGAAUGCUGCUUGUUUCCUUGGAUUCGAAUUUGCUAUGAAGUUCCUGAACUGGGCCCUACCCAACUUGUGAAACUCUGAAAGCUGUCGACAGAGUGAAGUUCUACGCACACAAGACCGCACUGACUGAUAACCUCUUAGCAUCAAUGAAUUCUGGGUUAUUAACUCCUUUGUUGCUAGUGGAGCAAACAACACUCUGUUGUGAGCUUCUCUUGUGGCCUUUGGCUGCAAAGGAGUUAAAUGAUUUGCCUUAUAUAUGAAUUGUGCAAUGUUGGCACGGUUCCUUUACCUACGCUAUAUUUAUCAGUUGGGGAGGUGUAAACGUGAGAAAAAGAAAUUAAUUGGGCAUUUAACUCUGGUGCCCAGACCAGAAGCCAUUUUAUUGAACUCUAAUGAACAACCACUAGUUUUACAAGCAAUGUAAAAAUAACAUAUCAAAUCUUAAUUUUAUAUCAGUUUGAAAUGGCAAUUAAUCUCCGGUCCUGAUUCUUUUGCACGUUUAAUACCGUGUAAUACCAGGACAAGAUAAUUACGUUUCUCCUACAAUAUCCUUGUGACUGGAUGACUUGACACUGCUUUAAUAUCAGAGCUGCUAAGUAUUGUAACAAUGGUUAUUAUUUCAUGCACUAGAGCCAAUAAACCCUUUCUAUGCCAGCAGCCUCACUCGACAGCUGUACAAAACCAACCCUCAAUAUCUUGCACAUUAAUAGUGACAAGCGACAAUAUCAAAUCUCAGACCUGUACAUUGUAUGGGGACAAAGGGGGAAUGUUAUACAUUCGAUUUUCAGGUAUACUUGUUAAUUCAGAGUAAAGUGCAAGUAAUUAUUUUUAAUACAUUUUAGGAACAGUAAAGUUUGCCUUAACAACUC